This is a messenger RNA of Xyrichtys novacula (pearly razorfish), 7439 nucleotides long. The record is from the annotation of a GenBank genome assembly. Lineage: Eukaryota; Metazoa; Chordata; Actinopteri; Labriformes; Labridae.
GCUUAUUUCCAGCCGGCAUCCAUUGUGUUACACCUUUGGAGUUUCGACUACGUUGUCUCGCCUGUUACUAGCAGUGAGUAUCGUCGUGUGUUUCUUGUUCAUCUAUGUUUUUGUGACUUUUAUGAAAUUAUUUAGGGUUUCACAGAAAGGAAAGCGCAAUUCCACAUAAUACCAACACUUUGUCUGAUAGUCAUUUGGUGAAUUAUUGCGAGAAAAGACGGCUAACAUUAGUUAGCUUGUUAGCAGAAACCGAGCGCGGCCAGCAGCUCUGACCAGGAAGUACAAACACGGAGAUCUUUUAGAUUGUUGUCUUAAAUGAGGCUGAUCCACGUGAAAUUCUGCAUUCGUUAGUAAAUACUUGCAGUGAAAUUACAAACGGUUGUAUACUCAAGGACUGCAGUUUUGCUCCAGAGGCCGGCAGUCGCCUCGAUUACAGGAUCUCUAUUUCCUGGUACUGACGCUGCAGGGUAACCAUUUGGUCCCUCACUGGCCCAGUCCCAAUCAGUCUCCACCCUACAGCCAAACCUCUGAGCCUCCAUGGACUUUGAUGGCGGUAGGCGUGCCGUGCCUAAAGAGUCCAUGGCCCUCAUUUAUCAAUCUUGCGCAGAUCUGAGCGCAGGAUUAAUCGUAUGAUAGGACACGCGAAAGUGUUCGUAUCUGACCAAUCCGAUCGUACGUAUGCUCGGGUCUUGAUAAAUGCGGCGGCUGAAAUCGAUCAUCAUUAACAUGUUUACGCCCUGAAAUAUUCGUGGUUCAGAAGCCUCGCCCACUGAGGUCAAACAUGAAAGAGGAGAAAUAUUAGAAAGAUUCGAAACUUUUCCGAGCUGAAAGUGGAUAUCCUCACAUCUGUGGUGGAAACCAACAAGGAUCUCAGCAGCAGCUGUGAUCCUGUGAACACUGCAUCAAAACUGGUAUAAAAGCAGUCCAGAAAAAUCCUGUCUGGAGCAGGAUUAUGGUGGCGGUGAACAGUGCUUCUGCAGAAUAGCGGACAGUGGCUGAAGUGGCUCACAAUAUAGCUUAUACAUGUUAUGACCAAUUAUCUGAUCGUAUGAAACUAUUUUGUUUAAUUUGACAUAUCUAUGAACACAGACUUACACCAAGGAUAAAAUAAUGUACUCACUCUGGGUGAAAUCUGCCAUGCACUGCCACACAUAGACUGUAUAUAGAAUGGACGCCGUCUGCCUCCUCUCUGGGUGAAGUCAACGCGAGAACAGCGCCCUCAAGUGACAGGCUGCAUUAUAGGUCAUAAGCCUCCUCCAGCAAUCCCUAUGAAGCUGUGGACAAACUUUAGAAAUUUAUUACACAGAAUAUACAUUUUCUCACCCCUGCUUGUGAUGUUGACAUGUAGUUACUGUAAGACUGGUUUGUGCUCAAGUCCUCUUUUUUUCUGUACAGCUCCAUUUUAAAAAAUUAUUAGGGGGUUCAUGUUUUCCAUGAUUGAAUUUGACACUUGAUACAGCCUGUGGGCGUACGAAGGUUGCGUAGCUCACUCGGGGGAUACAUUGUUUGAGCCGAGCGUUAUCACAGCAACUUUCCCGCCAAAUGCGUACAAUGCGACUGCGCAAGUGGUGGCGUGCGUAUAAUGCUACUGUGCAAUGUUGGUUUCAGGUAGUGGAGAAAAAAACACAGAAUUACUGAGAAGUUUUUCGGCUUCAAUUACAUAUACUGGCAGAAGGUGGAACCAAGUUGUCCAUAUAUACAGACUUUGCUCAGGGCAUACUGAUGAUGCUGUAUUGCAGAGAUAUUUGCAUGCCUGCUAUGAAAUAUAACUGCAGGAUAGAAAACACAUGUUUGAUCGCAGUUUUUCUCAUUAUUAAACACCAUAGAUAGGUACUUAUCGGUGUACUUUCAUUGGCACUUACAUGCCAGCCAUCUUCAUCUAUUUCAGAGAGUACACCGGAGCAACAAUGGUGAAGAUUUUCAUUGGGAACCUGGCUCCUGAGGCUGGGAAGGAUGAAGUGGAGGCCCUGUUUACCCAGUAUGGCACAGUUACAGAAUGCGCAAAGUACAAAAAUUACGCUUUCGUGCACAUGGAAGACCGUAAGGCAGCCAACAAAGCCAUCGAAGAGCUCGAUAAAUACAAAUUGAACGGCAGACCCAUCAAUGUGGAGCCCAGCAGAGGGAAGAACCAAGGCCCUGUGAAGCUCCACAUCGCUAACGUAGAACGGGGCUUCGAUAAGGAGCUGCGGGACCUGUUCAAAGAGUAUGGCACAGUCACAGAGUGCGCCGUGGUCAAGAACUUUGCUUUUGUGCACAUGCUUAAUUCUGAGGAGGCCAUGGAUGCCAUACAAGGUCUGGAUAACACAGAGUUUCAAGGUGAGUAGAUUAAAUACUGUGAAGCACCGGUGAAAAGUUUUAGGGUUGUUGGCUCUCCCAAAGUGUUCGUGUUCAGCCGUCAGAUUUGAGAUUUGUUUGUGUGUCUCAGGAAAGCGCAUACAUGUCCAGAUAUCAAAAAGUAGACCCAGAGGUUACGAUGAGAUGGAGGACUAUCCACCACCUCCACCAGGAAGAGGAGGCUAUUACCCUCCCCGCUAUCCAGGGGAAAGGCCUGAGCCUCCUUACAGAGGUCGCAUGCCUGCUUACCCUCCUCCACCUCCAUCCCCACCUCCACCAAGACGAGCACCCUACCCCGAUCGUGCGUAUGCUGAACGGGACGGCUAUGGCGUGGUUGAUUACUACGAGAGAUACAGAGCUCGUCCUUACAGCACAGGAGGCUAUGAAGACCGGCGCUCCCGUGCCAUCCCCCCUCCUCCCCCACCUCCACCCUCAGCACUGGUUCGAGAACGUCUAACAAUGGGGGCUGUUGACCCAUAUGAUCGCCGCCCUCUCCCACCUCCUCCUCCAUCCUACAUGAUCAGGGACCGAAGCCCUAUCAGACGAGCUCCGCCACCACCUCCUCCUCCUCCAUCGGGUAAUGGGUACUCCUAUGAGCGGUCUCGCCUCUCGCCAAGACCUCAGAUGUAUGCUGCUCCUCGCCCCAGGGACUCCUUUGCAGACAGAGUACCACUGCCACCCCCACCACCUCGAUAUCCGGGCUAUUAAGAACACACUAACAUCCAAGGUGAGUCAAACGGUGUAUGUUUCAUGACACCAUGAUCAUAUAUGAAUACUCAUAAUUAAGAAAAUGUAAUUGAGGUACUGUUCCAUGAAUAACUACCAAAAUAAAUAAUAUGCGCAACUUGAGGCAAUAUCACGCUUUAAAACUUCUCCAUCAGCCGGAGCUCCUCCUAAUACCUUAAAUUAAUCCAGUCAAGUAAAUGAGUGCAACAUCUCAUCACUGCUCAUAUGAUCCUAAACUAUUGCUGCUUUAUCAUCAAAGAUAAGUCUUGCGCGCAGCCUUGGUAAAACUCGUUCCUUGACAUGUGUGGUGUGCUCUCUUUCCAGGUUUAGAAUAUGACAAGAUCGUCGCCGUCUGCUGAUGCACGUGGCGCUAUGCAUCCCCUCGUCUACGGCGGAUUGCGUUGCGUUCGCCUGAGACUUACUGGAAGAUACUCAAUUGCGGACAGCCCCCGUAUUCCAAAAACCAUACGAAUCCAUGUCCAAAGUUCACGUACUCUUCUGAGCUGAUCUGCUUUUUCUGUUCCUCUGCUUGUUUUACUUUUCAGAUCCUUAAAAUGUUUGCAGAUAGAUUGCUGGCUUAGGUGCUCAGUAUAUUUCAGUGUGCUCAAUACUGUUUAUAGCCGAAAACAUUUUACUCUACGUUCAUUUUUUCAUGGAUAUGGCCUCUGGAUAACUGACAUAAUUUCAAAAUAAGGAAACCAGUUUAAUGAUAAAGUAAAGGAAACCUUGUUCAAACAAGUUUGUUCAGACUAAGGUUGUAGGUUUAUGAAAAGUUGCUCAUGAGUAAAUUUGAGUAUUAAACAUGGGCAUCAAAAUGCUUUAAUAUAAUACUUGGUGUGUAGGGAUUGUACAGCAAUCAGUAAGAUUUGCGACUCAUGUUAGCAUGACAAAUCAAAAGUUCCAGUGUGAUUUUGUUCUUUUUACGCUUUGUGUUGUUUUCUUGCGAGACUCUUUAGCAGCGUCAUGUAUGGGUUUUAUUUACUUUAAAGAUGCUUUUCAUUUGAAGGCCUUUUAAUAAACAAAUCAAACAAAACCACGCUUUAACUGUGAAAUUAUUCCUCGCUUUGUAGGUAUUUUAGCCUAGUGACUUCGCCAGACUGUGUUAACUAAAACCACUCAAGUGACUUCUAGCAUCCCCCAUGGUUGUAAGCUCGACACAUGGUACGUGAAGCUUUUCGUAGUGAAAAUUUCUUCUGCAGAGAAACAUCAAAACUGCUCCCAGUCCAAAACCCAUUGUAGCAAUUUAAACAGAGUUUGAGGAACAAUUAUGUAAAGCAUCUUCUCCCAUGGCAGAACUUUGAAGGAGACCUCUUGUACUAAUUUUCACUUUUGAUCAUGUCAGUCUGGGAAAUCCAUAGGGUAGCUUUUCAAGACUUGAGGCGCAAAAACUAAUUUGUACUUGACUGUCCUAUACCGGUGUCCCAUAUUCUGCCUGAAACCUGCAGUUUUGGUUGCUUUUCCUGUAACUUUAAGUUGGAAAUGGUUUGUGAGUUUUAGGGCUGUCAAAAUUCGAAUGUAUGUUUUUGAAAAACAGACAUUUAGACUUAAUCAUUUAUGACCUCCUUGGCUUUCUGUCAUGUUGUCAGUUUUGUCACUGCAUAGUGGCCAUUCCUCUGCAUGAGGAACAGUCAGGACUCAAACUUUAUCUGUGACAGCAGAGACUUUACAGUAAAUGGUUAUCAUACUGGUCUGAAUAUCAGAUAUUUGUUACGGUAUGUUGACGGCAGAGCAGUACCUGAGUUUUCUACUUCGACCCAAACACCCCUCGUCAUAGAGUCAAGUGAUCGGUACAGAGGGAAAGAGAAACAGAGAGACCUGUACGCUGUCGGAAUCUCAAGUCUGCUCAACCAAACAGCCGGACAACAUCUUAACUGAACUAAAACCUCAACCGGAGUGUAAUAUGCGUGAGAAUCACAGCACAUGGCACCGAUCGACAACUCAGUUAUGCACAAGCUGAUCAGGUUGAAGUUAUUAGAAAUUUGCACCACAUAUUGGUUUUCCCAGCUCCGUUCUUCUUGGUUCUGUAGGUAGAAUUGAAUGAUAAAAAAACUGAACAUCUUGACUCUGGACAGAACGUAACCUAUACCUGUUGAUUUAAAAUUCCUUGAGCAAGUUUCUACAAGUUUCUCACCGCGUCCUACCUCAGUAACUGUGUUCAAACUUAGUAACCUGUAACCAAACUUUAUGUCAAACUGAAGUUCCAAACAAGUAGAAAAAUCUCCACCACACUUUGCGACGGCUCUUGUUCUUGUCUUGCCACUCUUAAGUCCUGAUUUGAAAUCUUCAUACCUCUUUUCAUCCCUGUAUAAAAGUCACUCAUUCCAUUAUUGUCUGUUUUCUCAGUGUCUACCCCUCUUCAUAGUUUUCCCUUAUAUAGCAUGCAGCCUUGGAUUUCUUAGUAUUUUUGCUCUUUGUAGGUUGUUAGACUCUAAACAGGAGAUUCCAGUUCUUGGUAAGUCAACCUUGAAGACGUGCAGCCUUCUGUAGAAGUGAGGUAGGUAAUAUUUAAAUUUUACUUUAAAAAAAUCACCCUCCAUAUAUGCUUUAUCACUCUCCUAGCUCCUUCUUCUGUUGCUGUGCUCAUACUUGAGUGUUUCUAUGUUUUUUCAAAUCUUGACCUACUUUCUGAAGUGAUUAUUUUCACAUUUUUCCUUUUUCGCUUAUCAUCUAGCAAUUUUUGACUGGAGAUGAAUAUUUAAAAAAAAUAAAAAUUCUUUUCUCACAUUGUAGAUACGCUUCACUUCAUCACCAUUCCUGACCUUCCCUUUUGUAUAGUGCUAAGCCAACAUUUCACGCUAUAUUAGUCCAAUAAAGAAAGCUCGUCUUGGUCUCAAAAGCUUUGGGGAUCUUCAGAUGUGUUCCAUUAUAAUAAUUAUUGAAACUAUCUUUGUAUCCUUAAAGGUAGAGGAGAGGUGAUUAUUAAGCUGACCCUGUUAAUCAAUCCACAGGCCUCCCUGCUCUGUAACAGGUAUCCAAGCGGGCCAGGCUCAGAAACAGACGUGGUUCUGGUGGUCCUUUUAUUUCAAGGUAAAGCAGAAUGGAGUCAUUUGUGGUCAGUCAGGAAUUGGUUUUGUAUGAGAUUUGUGUUCACUUUUCUCCCUUCUAUUCUGUUCCCUUCUAUUACAGGAAACAAAAAGUCUUUGCAGCAGAGCUUAGUCCGUUGGUCAGUAAGCUGGCAAGACCAGACCUUGUAACCUGCAAGGCAACACCCAGUUCCUGCUGCAGCUGGAACUGAAAUCAAACCCUGAUGAAGUGAAAUAACAGUUAUUUUCAGAAAUCAGAUUUUGUGUUGAUUAUGUGUAUGCAGACACAUAAAAGUAUAAAAAAUGUUUUUUUUCUAAACAUGCACAUUGACAAGGGCCCUCGAAUGGGGUUGCUCUACUGUGUUGUUUAUUAGGAAAUCAGGGAUUUUUUAAGAGUUUCUUUGACAUUUGUCAACAUGAGAAAGAUGUAGAUGCACACAAGAAAGCUUUAAGAUGCUUUUCGUGUCAUGUUAUUGGCUAACAGAAAAACAAAGAUAGUAGAGCAAGUGUUAAGGUAGUAUCUGCAUUUUAUCCUGUCUGUAUGGCUGAAUUUUGCUACUGAUUGUUGUGAUAUUGCUUUAUUUUCUCAUGAGUCUUAACCUGUGAGCUCUACUUUUUCAUUUGAACUUGCUGUAGAUUAUUGCAUAGAGAAAAGCACAUACAAAUAUUUGCUGCACGUUUGUAUUUAUUUACAUGGAUUGUUUCAGGCUCUGACUUUUUAGCGUGCCUUUUUAGGUACAAUUGUAGUGUAAUAAAGAUUGUUAACCCUCAAUUUAAUAAAAAGGAAAUGUUUAAAAUGAUGGGUCAAGCAAAUAAUCCUCAUAUAUUUUAAUAUCUAAAGUGUAUAAAUAUUGAAUUUAUUUCUUGCUUUUUGGUGUAAAUCAGAGACAUGAUUGGGCAUCUCAUUUCUUAAUCAUAUGGUAGUUGCAAAGUCCCAGUUCCAGCCUUGUAAAUAAAUUAGGAAAACUUUGGCAUUGUAUCCUGGAUGUUGGAGAAUUACAUUUUUUUUUUUUUUUUUUUUUUUUCCUAAACCCCUCAUACCCACAGUGUAGGGAUGCACAACAUCAUAAGCACAGUGGUUCUGGCAUGUAACAGCAUAAAAAUGGAAAUAUAGUAAAACAUUCAUGAAAUACGGACAUUUCUGGCAUAAUGUUCUAAAUCAAAAGGAUUGUCACAAAAAGGGUAACCAGUAAUUUUUUAUUAGAGAACAGACUUUUUUAUUUUAUUUUAUACAAGCCUGGUAUUCUAAGUUAUGUUGAAUUAGCUUGAAAAAAAUCAUGAUGUAACUCACCUGAUUAAAUCUGUUGACGCAUUUGAAGUGGACUUUUAUAAAGGGUUUCAAAAGCAUUAAACUUA